This is a messenger RNA of Prosopis cineraria, 3191 nucleotides long. Its product is annotated as glutamate receptor 2.7-like. Gene Ontology annotation, cellular component: plasma membrane. The record is from RefSeq and is a predicted model, not a curated record. The transcript has 5 exons. Gene Ontology annotation, molecular function: ligand-gated monoatomic ion channel activity; signaling receptor activity. NCBI's taxonomy places the organism in Eukaryota, Viridiplantae, Streptophyta, Magnoliopsida, Fabales, Fabaceae. The coding region runs from base 28 to 2580 and encodes 850 amino acids.
CGCUUGUUUUCAGCUUCAGAAUCCCAAAUGAGUUUCUCUUUUACUAUUCCUAGAACACUUCCAAGAUUUUGGCUAUUCUCUUUUCUGCUCAUCUCGUGUGUUAUCUUUCAUGGCUAUGGAGAUGAGUCUACAAAAGGAGACACUGAAGUUAUACGUAUCGGUGCAAUUAUUGAUGUUAACUCCAGAAUUGGUAGAGAGCAGCAAAUAGCCAUGGAAAUUGAAGCUCAAAACUACAACAACACAUCAAAGACUCACAAACUGGCUCUCUAUUUCCGGAACGCCACCAAGGAAGCCUUCAGAGUCACCUCUCUUGCUGAAGAGUUAAUUGGAAAGCAGAAAGUAGAAGUAAUUAUAGGGAUGCAUACAUGGCAAGAAGCAACUCUAGCGGCUGAAGUUGGAAGCCAAGCUCAAGUUCCAAUCAUAUCCCUUGUCUCACCUGCAAUUACCACACCAUUGACACAGAAACGAUGGCCUUAUCUGGUAAGACUAGCUAACAAUGUGACUGCACAAGUAAAAUGCAUUGCAGACAUAGUGAAUGCUUUCAGUUGGCAAAGAGUAGUAGUCAUUCAUGAAGAUGAUGGCUAUGGUGGUGGAGACUAUGGGAUGUUGUCACUCCUUUCUGAGGCCCUCCGAGACUUUGGUUCGGUAAUUGAGUACCAGUUAGCUCUUCCACCAAUAUCAAUUUUAUCAGAUUCAGAUUCAAGAGGGCUAAUCAAUCAAGAGCUGAUUAAGUUGGUAAAGCAAACUCAAUCUCGUGUUUUCAUUGUUUUGCACUCAUCCUUGGAAAUGGUGACUCAUUUGUUCAGAGAAGGUUCAAAGAUGGGACUUGUGGAUAGAGAUUCUGCUUGGAUAAUCUCAGAGAGCAUAACUAAUUUGCUUGACUCUGUGGACAAGUCUGUUAUUUCCUCCUAUAUGGGAGGGUCUUUAGGAAUCAAGACACACUACUCAGAAAAUAGCAGUGAGUAUCAAGAAUUUCGAGCUCAGUUCAAGAAAAAAUUUCACGCAAGGAAUCCUGAGGAAGAUAACAGCAACCCAGGAUUUAAUGCUUUGCAAGCAUAUGAUAGCAUCAAAGUUGUCAUUCAAGCAGUAGAAAGAAAGGCAAGGAACAAUAGUAGCAGCGCAAAGGUUUUGCUAAGAGAAAUAUGGUCUAGCAGUUUUGUAGGUUUAAGUGGGGAAAUUCAUUUUCAAGCAGGUCAGCUCUUGCAGAAUCCUAUCCUAAGGUUAGUAAAUGCAGUUGGAAAGAGUUAUAAAGAAAUAGACUUUUGGACUCAAGAAUAUGGGUUCACUACAGGCCUGCCUACAGGAAAAAGUGAAGAAAAUGCUACUGCCAGCGCAUUAAGUUUGGCUGGUGUAGUACAAUGGCCAGGGAAUUUGCAUAGAGCUCCAAAAGGUUGGAAUAUGCCUAUUAAGCAAAACCCAAUGAGAAUUGCAGUUCCAGGAAGAACUUCAUUUUCAAAGUUUGUCAAGGUUGACUAUGGAAACAGUCCAGAUCAGAAUAAAUACAGUGGAUUCUGUAUUGAGAUUUUCGACAAGGUGCUUGGGCUUUUAGACUAUGAUCUACCCUAUGAGUUUCAUCCCCUCAAUGUAACUUAUCCUGAUCUGGUUCAACUUGUGUACAACAAGACUUAUGAUGCAGUGGUUGGUGACAUGACCCUACUAGCAGAGAGACUGCAAUACGUGGAUUUUACUCUGCCUUAUGCAGAAUCGGGAUUGUCCAUGAUAGUUCCAAUGAAGUCUCAAGAGUCAGCAUGGAUAUUUCUAAAGCCGUUCACCUGGCAAAUGUGGGCGGUUACGGGUGCAAUCUUGAUUUACACAAUGUUAGUAGUUUGGUACCUCGAACGAGUACCUAACCCAGAGUUUCGUGGCAACUGGAAGAGACAGUUUAGCACUGCUCUUUGGUUUACCUUCUCCUCCCUAUUCUUUGCUCAGAGGGAGCAAAUGCAUGGCAACUUAUCUCGUGUGGUGAUGGGAGCAUGGCUUCUUCUAGUCAUGGUUCUGACCUCAAGCUACACAGCUAGUCUUUCUUCAAUGUUAACAGUUCAACAGCUGCAGCCAAAUGUCACAGGCAUUGAGUGGCUGAAGAUGAACAACAUGAAAAUUGGUUGUGAUGGUGACUCAUUUGUUAGAACAUACCUAGAGAAAGUUGAACAGUUCAAGCCAGAAAACAUCAUCAACAUAAGUAGUGAGUACCAUUAUGAUGGUGAAUUCAAAAACAAUUCUAUCGCAGUAGCUUUUCUCGAACUCCCUUAUGAAAAAGUAUACAUAAGUACCUACUGCAAGGAAUAUUCUGGCUCCACACCAACAACUAGAUUUGGAGGACUAGGAUUUAUGUUCCAAAAAGGCUCCCCAGUGGCCAAAGAUGUUUCUAAAGCAAUAUUGCAGCUGUCAGAGGAUGGAGAACUAACGAACUUGCAAGCAAAAUGGUUAUAUCAAUCAAACGAGUGCAUCAGCAACCCAACGUCCAAUGAUACACACAGUUUGAAGCUUGAAAGUUUCUGGGUUCUCUUUGUCAUUUCUGGGGCCACAACAACCAUCUGUUCACUAUUUUCUAUCAUUCAUUCUCAAAGAUUCUGCAGGUAACUAAAAAUAUGGAUCAAGAGGGCACUGGACCCACAAGUGAUAUGACAGUUUGGAUAAGAACAGUUGAAUUAGUUAAGUAGUUUAAUAGCAGAAAGCUUAUUCAAGAAACUCAUUUGUAUGGGCCCACUAUUAGGGCACAACAAGAUGUAAUUGGCUGUUCUUCCGGAUGGGACUACGUCAGCACCACAGAUUCACCUAUGCAACAAGAAGAUGCAGCAUCCCCAGUAUCAACAGUCAUUGUGCUCUCCGGACCACCACCAGAGGCACAAAUGGAAACCCCUGAUAAUAAAUGACUUACAAAAAGGAAAGUAUAUCUAUCAGAGUCCUAGUUGGCUAGUUCAUGAUCCAAUUAUAGGAACGUGACUGUUGUGUGAAUAGGUAAUGUACAAGUUGUUUGUACUAGAGUGAGAAGCUUUUGUGAUUUCAUAGUGAAUUCUUCAAUGACUAGUCUCUUUUUGAAAUGCCCAAUUAGAAGAUGUGAAAAUAAAUCAGAAAGAAGCCUGUGUUUGUACAGUCCCGAAUCUAAUGGCAUCCAUGAGCAGCUGCUCAAUCUCAUGCCCUUAUCAAUGGCUGGCCAUCCAAAUUUGAGGGGAAAAGAGGAAGAAUAAAAU